AUGAAGGGCUAGUCGUGCGGAGGAGCAAUACGGAGGAUCCGAGUUCCGAUUGUGAGUUCGCUUCUUCAGGUAAUGGUGUGUGGGCUUGAACGUUGUCUUUGCGAUUGUCCGAGCAUCCAAGAGAGAAAACAUGAGAUCAUUUAAAACUAUUAGCGGAGUCGGAAAUUCUCUGCAAGUUUUCUCCCUGUUGUUCAUGUUGUUAAUUUAAUUCAAGAUGAAUGAAAAAUGUGCGUACCAAGCGGUCUUUUACCGGAGCAAAAAGACUUAUUAUGUGAAAUGCAUUUUAUCAUAGCUGACUACUGCAAAUACUGGAGCAUGACUGUAUAUUUCAGGAUACUUAUUUUCUUCUAAGUUAAAGGAGAGAAGGGUUUUAAAUAUGGAAAGCAGUUUGUUCUGUUUUGGUGCUUUAAAACAUAUGUUUGUAUUUCUCUUGUGGCUUUCAACUUUGAAUCCUUCUGAUUGUAGCUAUGCUGAAGCAAUUUUAUACAAUGCUAGUCCAACUACUGUGAAACAGUAUUAUGUUCCAUAUCCACAUCAUCAUCUUAUGAGGUACUCCAAGAGAGAUUUCCAAUUCCGUGAGCAAAAACCUGUCCAUUUUAAACGUCCUCCAAUUGCCCAUGAUGUUUUUCAAAUUGAACCUUCUGAUGCUAUCGAUAAAAUUAAAUAUUCACAACCUGCUUAUCCUGAACUUAGUGCAUAUUUAAACAUGAAAGUGCCUUCAACGACACCAAAUAACAGAGUGAUUAAAGUGCCAGCUCCACAUCGUAAUCUUAAUGACAUCGAUGAACAAUCUUUUGCAUCUACCGAGUAUUCUGUGAAAGACACAGCCACAUUUAUUAGAGAUCAUAGGAAUUUAGAUCAUGAGUCUGAAAAUGGGUAUUUAAGAGAAGCAAUUGUGAAUUCGAAGUAUAAAAUUAGUGAUGAUUUUGAUACGAAUUAUAGUAGUGAUUCUCCAAACAUGCAUAAUCAUGAAAAGAAUAAUUUUACUGAUAUAAAUGAUUAUUUGGUUUUAUCAUCUGAUGCAGUGUUGAGUUAUGAAGUUCCAACUUCAAACAAUACCAGCACCCUCCAAAACCAUUCUAUUGUGAGGCAAAAUGUUGAACGUGCAAUAGAUAAUGUGCUUAGUCUUAAUUACACUGAAUUUAACUAUUCUACUUUAUUGCCAAUAGUAAAAACUGUUUUGCCAGGAUUUUCUACUGAGAGUUCUAUAGUAUUUAAUACGCAUGUAUAUUCAGAUUCUUCAAAUCAGACUGAAAAUAAUGAUGCCGUGUCUACAGUGGUUUAUGAGCAUGCAUUGGAAGAUGGAAAUAGCUCCAGUGUGUUGCCGUCAAAAGAAAUUGACAGUGACAGAUUAUCCUCAGGCACCGUUGCUGGGAUAGUGAUUUCUGUACUUGUUUGUGUGACUGUUUUAUCAAGUGCUGUGAUAUAUUUAUUGUAUCGAAAAUAUAAUGGGAAGUGUACUAGUGUUGUCGAAGGCAAAUUUAACUCUGAUAACUGCGGUUACUUAGAUGACAGCUUAAGAAGCAGUAUUUAUUUAAAUAACCACAUUGAAUUGCCAAAAGAAAGCUCAGAAGAGAUGACAUCGUUGGACAAUGAUUCAUUUCUGAACAGCUUAGAAACCAUGACAAUACAAAAUUACUGGGCUGAUAAUUCAAAAAAUACCAAAGUGUAAAUAGAGCAUGAAAUGUACUUCCCGAACCUGUCAUUGUAUUUAUACAUUGAUUGUAUUAUAUGUAUUAUAUAAUCAUAAAUUUAGUGUGAACAUAAUUUUAUGUCUAUUUAUUUGAAUUAUGAGCUAAGUUGAAUUAUGAUGGACAUUAGCAGGAAUCAAAGAUGUAUGUUUUCUUUUGUUUCUUCAUUCAUCCUUAAUUUCGAUUA
Molecule: messenger RNA, 1878 nt
Organism: Uloborus diversus
Lineage: Eukaryota; Metazoa; Arthropoda; Arachnida; Araneae; Uloboridae
Exons: 5
Coding region: 377-1672 (431 amino acids)
Source: RefSeq, a predicted model, not a curated record